UCCAGGCCUCCAGCGCCUCCUCCCUUGGACCCACCAGUCCCGCCUGAGCCCUCCGCCUUCUCCGCCCCCAGGUGUUUGCUGCCUGGUCCUGGUAGCGCUGAGCCUGUGGCCAAAUAGAGCUGCUGCCCCAGGGCCACCUCCUGGCCCCCCAAGGGCCUCUGCAGACCCUCGGGCUGAGCUGGACAGCGCCGUCCUCCUGACGCGCUCCCUCCUGGCUGACACUCGGCAGCUGGCCGCACAACUGAGAGACAGAUUCCCAGCCGACGGGGACCACAACCUGGACUCCCUGCCCACCUUGGCCAUGAGUGCAGGAGCACUGGGAGCCCUGCAGGUAAGAGCAGGAGAGAUGGAUGGGGGUGAAGGUGGGAGCUGGGCAGUGGAGGGGGUCCUGGGGGGUUGGGGGGCCACAGUGGGUAUGUGCUAUGUGCUCCUGAAGCUCCUCAUGCCCUGUCCCCAGCUCCCAGGCGUGCUGACACGGCUUCGGGCAGACCUGUUUUCCUACCUGAGACACGUGCAGUGGCUGCGCCGGGUGGGAGGCCCCUCCCUGAGGACCCUGGAGCCUGAGCUGGGAGGCCUGCAGGCCCGGCUGGACCGGCUGCUACGCCGGCUGCAGCUCCUGAUGUCCCGCCUGGCACUGCCCCAGGCACCCCCAGACCCGCCAGCGCCCCCCCUGGCCCCACCAGCCUCAGCCUGGGGAGGCAUCCGGGCGGCCCAUGCCAUCCUUGGGGGGCUGCACCUGACGCUGGACUGGGCUGUUCGGGGCUUGCUGCUGCUCAAGACUCGGCUGUGACCCCCAACCCAGA
Molecule: messenger RNA, 803 nt
Organism: Hipposideros armiger (great roundleaf bat)
Lineage: Eukaryota; Metazoa; Chordata; Mammalia; Chiroptera; Hipposideridae
Gene: IL11
Product: interleukin 11
Exons: 3
Coding region: 302-790 (162 amino acids)
Biological process (GO): positive regulation of cell population proliferation; positive regulation of MAPK cascade
Cellular component (GO): cytoplasm
Molecular function (GO): growth factor activity; cytokine activity
Source: RefSeq, a predicted model, not a curated record